AUGUUUAAAGAGGCCACUCGAAUGGCAGAAGUCUACGGUAACGCCAUUUGCAACAUUUCUGCUCUCUCAGGCAAAGAUGACGGGCUUUUCUGUGACAGAAUCCCCGCGACAAUGAACUGCGACUCCGUCAUCCUAGAUCAAACCGCCUUUCAGCUCAAUACGUCGUAUCUCAUCAAUGACUUCCAGCUUUGGAGAGGUGAGCUUAUUCACAUGCCCUUGACCACGCGAGGUUGGGUCUUGCAAGAAGAAGUACUUGCUCUUCGUACUAUCUAUUUUGGCACUCGACAAGUUCUAUGGAACUGUGUAUCCGCCCGGGCAUGCGAGACUUAUCCGGCAAUGCAUAAAAAACCCUCGGCAGAAGCUGAAGUCCCACAUCAUGACAAGGAAAUAUUUCUUCGUGACGACGAGCUCCAACCGAUCACGUCUUGGCUGUCCCUUGUCAAGACACAAUCGGAGAGCAUGCGCAUCGGAGGCCUUGACCGCAAUGAAGUGGAUCAAGAAAAAUUAUAUCGUAUUUGGACUGAUUUUGUGUCUCAUUACUCCCUUCGUCAAUUGACGUUUCCCAUAGACAAAUUGCUCGCCAUUGCUGGUGUUUCCAAAUUGUUUGGGACUGUCAUGAGAGACGAUUUUGUCGCGGGACUUUGGCGCCAGCAUCUUAUAGAGGGUUUGCUAUGGUCUAUUCGUGCAAAUACGAGAACCGCCGAUCCAUCAGAAUAUAGGGCCCCAACCUGGUCAUGGGCGUCAAAGGAAGGUUAUGUCAUGUAUGCCGAGCCCUUCAAAGUAUCCUGGAUUGUCGCAAGGCAUCUGGAUGUGCGGUGCAAUGUGGCAGCUAACGACCCAUACGGACCAGCAGAAGAAUUUGGCAUUGUUUCCUCAGGCAGUAUGACCCUCCAAGCGCCUCUCAUACUUCUGAAACUUGACGAGAAUCGAUCCUGGACUGUACCCACGGGAAAGAGUCAGUUACCUCGACUAAUGAUCCGGCUUGAUUCUACCAAAAACAUGCCUGCCGAAGGAAAAUACGUAGGUGCAAUCAUCCGGACGACAGCUUACCACCUCACGGAUGCACCAUCUGACAAUCGUCGGAAGGCCCUCCUUGCUGCUCAAGGCAUCAUCCUCAAAUCUACCGGCGAGCUGGCUAAGAACCACGAUCAGGAUCUUUCCAGUGAACCAACAUAUUCAUGGAAUAGGAUCGGCUACUUCGCGCUCGAAGAUAAGAAGUCCGGAAAACUAAAACCAAAAUGGCUUCCUGCGGCGGAGGGAGCGAGGAUUUUCCCAUCGCCAGUCAAGAAUGUUGGUGAUGUCGACGUUUUCGAUUUCGAGAGUUCGGCGUCCGCCAUGAGUGUCGUGGAAAUCUACUAG
This is a messenger RNA of Exophiala bonariae, 1359 nucleotides long. RefSeq lists its product as uncharacterized. The coding region runs from base 1 to 1359 and encodes 452 amino acids. NCBI's taxonomy places the organism in Eukaryota, Fungi, Ascomycota, Eurotiomycetes, Chaetothyriales, Herpotrichiellaceae. The transcript is spliced from 2 exons. The record is from RefSeq and is a predicted model, not a curated record.